AUGGCCAGAAACAAUGGCACAAUUGAUCUAAAUGGCAAGAAAAGGGUUUUUAUACCCAGAGAUUAUAGCAUUGGGAUACAAGUGAGGUUCAGCACGGAAUUUCCGGAAGAAUUGAUUCGAAAAAUUGACGAAAAUGCGUGGAAGGAUAUUAUUAUGGAAUUAAAUGCAAAAUAUUCUGCACUAGAGGGCGUCUCAACCGCUUCGAUUAUUGAGACUAUACUUGGAUGCGCUUCCUGCUACUUGAUUCGCUGUUGCACGGUACCGCUUUGUGAAAAGAAAAUGAACGAAGUGGGUCGAUUUAUCGACGAGCUGAAUCAGGACGUUCUUGUUCCGAGAGGGCUGUAUUUGUCCAACCCGAUGGAACGGGGGCUUCGAUGUUUAGAGGUUACGGUGCUGAAUGAGGACGCUGAAGUUGCGCCCGUUGUAGCUGAACCUGUGAAAAUUACGACGCCACUACAGCCUAGGCUU
Molecule: messenger RNA, 468 nt
Organism: Mesorhabditis spiculigera
Lineage: Eukaryota; Metazoa; Nematoda; Chromadorea; Rhabditida; Rhabditidae
Source: the annotation of a GenBank genome assembly